CCUUGGCCCGUCCUCCUGUUCGAUCUGUCAUGACGUCACCGCCCCCCUGCAGCCAAUCGGCGAGCGCCUCCCGGAGCCGGGGAAUUCCAGCUCUCGGGGAGGAAGAGUCGUGUAACUUUAUCCUCAGAGUUGUCACCUACCCAUAGAGGGGCCACACCGCCCACCGGGCUCCAUUCUCCUCCGUGUUCCUGUGUACAGCCAGCAUGAGGGAGCCGGGCAGGACAGGUUCUAACUGCAUCCUUUCCCAUGACCCACUAGAUGAUGUUAUGGAGUUAAUCAGCAAUGAUUCUGUAAAUACAAGACCACAGAACGAUAUGGUCUCCUUUCCUAUAUUAACCGAUCAUGUUCCAUGUGGCGGUCUCCUUGAUACAGUUACCAUCAACCAAUACCCAGCAGAACCAACUGUUUCUUCUGAAUGGCAACCAUGCCAGACCUCUGCACUACCCACCCUGAUAAUCAAGGAACAGCCAAAGCAGCGGGGGAUGCGCUUCCGGUAUCGGUGCGAGGGGAGGUCUGCCGGCAGCAUCCUCGGGGAAAGCAGCAAUGAUCAAACCAAGACCCUUCCUGCAAUACAGCUGUUAAACUGCGAGGCGAUCCGGGAAGUUCAUAUUAGCGUCUGCCUGGUUUGGAAGGACCCUCCUCAUCGUAUCCACCCACACGCCCUUGUGGGGAAAGACUGUCACGAUGGCAUCUGUGAAUUCAUACUGCACCCAAAUGAAGGAGAGACUGAACAUUGCUUUAGUAACCUUGGUAUCCAAUGUGUCCGGAAAAAGGAAAUCGAGUCAUCGGUUCAAGCCAGGCUAAAUUUGGGGAUAGAUCCCUAUAAUGCUGGUAUGUGGCGGCACCAUGAGGAAGUAGAUCUCAACGUGGUCAGGCUUUGUUUUCAGGCCUGGUAUACUUCACCUGCCGGACAACAGAUGAAAAUUGGACCUGUGUUGUCAGAGCCCGUGUAUGAUAAGAAAUCCACAAAUACAUCCGAACUGAAGAUAUGCCGGAUGAAUAAAGAGUAUGGCCACUGUGAAGGGGGAGAAGAGGUGUACAUCCUGUGUGACAAGGUGCAGAAAGAGGAUAUCAAGGUGGUAUUCUUUGACAAUUCGUGGGAAGCCUGCGCCAACUUCUCCCAAGCUGAUGUGCACAGACAGAUCGCCAUCGUUCUCAAGACGCCACCAUACCGCGAUUUGCAUAUCUGUAACCCGGCUACAGUGCAAGUCUGCCUGCAGAGGAUCACUGACGGCAUCCGCAGCGAUGGAGUGAGCUUCACAUACUUGCCACAUGAUGGAGAUUCCCAUGGAGUGCGCAGAAAGCGACCUCGCAUCUCUUCUCCGCUAGAUGAGUUUGUCGGACACGACCCACAUGGGAUUGAGAGCAGGAGACGACAAGCAAGACCCGAAUACACAGACUACAUAACUUCUCCAUCAGAUUACGGGAUCCUUCCUGCUAUUGAUCCAUUUAAUAUCCUGACUGACCCACAAAUAUUACAGGAUUAUGUGACACACAUUGAAGAUACACAUUCAAACCUUGACAUCUAUGCUGCAUGGACCACCGCUGACCUGGAGGAACAAGCAACUGCAAGUCAUUUUGAAAGCAUCCAAGCUUACAAUGAUGGAGAGGCCACAGCCAGCUUGGUUGGGCACAGUCUCAGCCUCACAGGAGAGCAGGCACAGAUGUACUCAGAAUGCCCCUACGCAGAUGAUAUGAGAAUGGGUAGUUGUUGACCUUCAGUGGCUGCCUAUCCAGAAAUUGACUGAAUGUACCAUCUGUUAAUCACAAAUGAUUGGAAAACUCACUUUGGUCAUUGUCUAGACACGUGUUAACCCGAGUGGACAAGUGGCACUGGGAGCCCGAGAGCACUUAUUGUUUUUUAUGUAAAUAUAAAGGUUAGCAGACAAACCAACCAG
Rana temporaria (common frog) is the source of this 1898-nucleotide messenger RNA. It is a transcript of the gene RELB, whose product is annotated as RELB proto-oncogene, NF-kB subunit. Gene Ontology annotation, biological process: innate immune response; regulation of transcription by RNA polymerase II; canonical NF-kappaB signal transduction. The record is from RefSeq and is a predicted model, not a curated record. Bases 204 to 1715 code for a protein of 503 amino acids. Lineage: Eukaryota; Metazoa; Chordata; Amphibia; Anura; Ranidae. Gene Ontology annotation, cellular component: cytoplasm. Gene Ontology annotation, molecular function: RNA polymerase II cis-regulatory region sequence-specific DNA binding; DNA-binding transcription factor activity, RNA polymerase II-specific. The transcript is spliced from 11 exons.